AUGAAGUUACGGAUCUUGGGUCUGUUAGUUUGUGUGUGGUCAUUAGUGGUGCUAUCGGCUCCAGCUCGAGCCUUGGAAACCAGUGAUCGAAACAAAGAUGGGAAAAAAGUUGAUGACUAUGCUGAAGACGAAGCGGCUGAUGAAGAUGAUGAAUAUGAAUACGAUGAUGACUACGAAGAUGAAUAUGAAUAUGAAGAUGAGGAUGAAUAUGAAGAUGAGGAUGAAUAUGAAGAUGAGGAUGAAUAUGAAGAUGAGGAAGCACCCGAAGAUUUAGCAAAUGAUAAAGGAGCUGCUGAAGGUGUGGAAGAAUCUGUAGAUACAAAAAAAGAUGAGCACGAAGAAGAAACUGCAAAUGACAACAUAAAAGACAAUAUACCUGAAGAUCAAAAUGACAGCGAUGAAGACGAAAACAAUGAAGAUGAUCCCAAAGCAGACGACAAUGAAGAAAAUUAUGAUAAAGAAAAUGAUGAUGAAGAAUACGAUGAUGAAGAAUACGAUGACGAAGAAUACGAUGAUGAAGAAGACGAUGAAUAUGAGGAAUAUGAAUACGAAGAUGAGGUUAAAACAGCUUCUGCCCCAAAAACAACGAACAAAGUGUCAAGAAAACCAAAAAAGCCAUUGAGAUUAUCCCACAAACCUUUGAAAGCAAAAGUUAAACCUUCAAAAAGAAUUCAUUUGCACAACAAAUUCAAGGCUGCUUUGAAGAACAAAGCUAAGCGAAACUCGAAGAAACAUUGA
Stomoxys calcitrans (stable fly) is the source of this 738-nucleotide messenger RNA. Its product is annotated as glutamic acid-rich protein-like. The record is from RefSeq and is a predicted model, not a curated record. The transcript has a single exon. Lineage: Eukaryota; Metazoa; Arthropoda; Insecta; Diptera; Muscidae. The coding region runs from base 1 to 738 and encodes 245 amino acids.